Molecule: messenger RNA, 4599 nt
Organism: Phaeodactylum tricornutum CCAP 1055/1
Lineage: Eukaryota; Bacillariophyta; Bacillariophyceae; Surirellales; Neidiaceae
Exons: 2
Coding region: 1-4578 (1525 amino acids)
Molecular function (GO): protein binding; ADP binding
Source: RefSeq, a predicted model, not a curated record
AUGAAAGGUCGACCAACCUUGGGAUCCUUUCGGAAACGACUGUCCGGUCGACGGACCAAGGACAAAGAGGAUGAGGGAGGCAGCGUCCCACGACGUCCGAGCACCCCGCCGAGAUCCCCGAAUUCAAGGCGGUCCUUCAGUCAAGAUCGUCCCAAAAGUCGCAGCCCGGUGAACAGUCCCAAUCGACCUCACAACUCGCGUAGGUCACACAGUCUGAACCCUUCCGUUGAAGAUGCAGCGACCAACGGUGGUAGCGAGGAAUCGGUAGUCUCGGGGAGUCCUUCGUCCACUUCGUCAUCCCGCGGGGGACGUAGUCGGGACUCUCGACCGAACAUACUGCAACGCAUGCGCGAACGUUCCCGGUCUCGGUCUCGUUCCCGCAAACGUGACGUUAACACUAGUAGUCCGAAAGAAAUGCUCGUGGCCGUCACGUCCUGUCGCUCGGACGGCUACUACAAUCAAAAGGCUCCGGGCUCGACGUCGAAACUACCGCGAAAGGCACCCACCAAUCUCAAACUCUUCCACGAACUGGCGGUCGGCGUCAAGGAUGCCUACGCGGCCGUCGGAGCGACCCCGAGAAAACUAACCGAGGAAGAAGAAGCAAGAUUCAAAGAUGAAGAAAAGAUUGGACGAACGGUUUUGUGGGAUUUCGUUGGCAAUCUCGAUUUUCUGUUGGCUCUCGUGGACGAAGUUGCUGUGGAUACCAUCACUCGUGGAGCACUUAAAGAUGAUUCUACUUUUAAAGGACUCCGCGACGUUAUCAAAAAGGGCAACCGUGUAUUGGAAGAGAUGCUAGUCCGCCGAGAACGCAAAUACACUCUCUUUUUCCGGCUUGUACAACCCCAUGAUCGGGACCAAAUUGACCGUAUGCGCUCUUGGAACCAGAAAGUUGAAAAGGCCGUUGGUGCCGUCACGGGCGGACGCGAAUCCUUGGGUGAAUCAGAGAACGACAGCGAUACGAACAGUAUUUCGUCCAAUUCGUCGGCAUCCGUGAGUAGCCGCGCCGGGGUCUUCUCACGCGGACGACAGCUGUUGCCAACUGCUGGACGUGUGCGAUCACGACGAGCGACACCCACCCCACGGCUACGUAAACACCGAAGUCAGGGGGACAUCACGGAAGAUGAUGCCGGAGCGGCCGAAGACGGGUUUUCCACCGUCAGUAUGGCACCCGACUCGGCACAGUCGCCGAAAAGCUCCUCAUCGGGAGGCGAUGGUGGUGGAGGUAUGCUGCCACCAGCAAUGCGUUCCGGAGGGCAAGGAAACUCUCACCAUCCAAUGGCUUCUGUCGAACAAGUGCGACCAAAAGAUGAACUGGUGGACGUUAUUCGCGGUUUGCGAGUUGACAAGAUUCGUAAUCAAGAAGGAUCUUCCGACAAGGAUCUAGCGGAACUCAAGCCGAACUGGCGACCCAAAGCGGAGAUUCCUCCAUCCGUACCCAAGCUUCCAACCGAGUACGUUCACCGACACCGAUUGAUGAAGCAGGUUGUUAGUUGUCUAUUGGACGAGAACGAGCCCCCCAAAAACGAAGACGGCUCUCUCCAGAAUACGAUAAUUACGUGCGUUACAUCUCGGCACGGCGACAAAGCCGGGAAUGGAAAAUCAACUUUAGCAAUUGCUGUCAUUCAGACUGUUGAAGUCCGCGAACGGUUUCCGAAUGGUAUUGCUUGGCUCAAGCUGGGGCGAGGCCCUCUAAGCGAGCGAGACAUUCGGCGCUUAUACGAAGAUUUAUAUCGACAGCUUGUUGUAAAACAAGCAGAUAUUGAGGGUUCCGUCUCGGAAGCCGAUACUGUAAACUUCCACGAGUCAUUUGCUUCCACUGGGUCUGCUAGAACAGAACCGUCAGAAACAAGGAUUGAUCGCACAGUAGACCGGGCCGACAGCGUUCGUCGCUUUGAAGGAGGGGAUUUAGAAGGAAUCAAGGAAGAUCUAGGACGAAUGCUUGUGCGCCAGAAAGUUUUAGUCUGCCUUGACGAUGUAUGGAGAGUGGAGGACGCCAAGUGGUUUAUUUUCGAGACACCGUCGUAUUCUGCACCGCCACGAAACAGCCCAUACAAGAUCUUGAUAACGACUCGAACACCAUCUUUGCUUGGGGCUGGAGCUGUUCAAGAAGUUUUCGUUCGAAUUUUGUCUGAACAUGAGGCAGUCAAGCUGCUCCUAUCGACUGCAGGGCGGCGUCCAUAUGGUGGGCGAAAUUCUACAGUAUUCAAUCAAUCAAAACUUAUUGUCAAAGGAUGCGGCAACUCACCACUAGGGAUUAUUCUUGUGGGUAGCAUGCUGCGCGAAUACAACCGAAAUUGGAAUUUGACCUCACCUGUAUGGACGGGCAUCUUUAACCAGUGCAGUUUGAAUCUUGAAGAAGCAGCCCAGCUCCGAAGUUUCAGGAACGCAUUUAACCGAGUUGUCGAUACUGCCCUUUUUACAAUCGAAGACUCAUUCUUCCGAAUCGCGUUGCGACGAUGUUUUGUAUACUUCGCCAUGGGUUUCCGGGCCAAUGACUGGAUGUUGUCAGGUAUUGGGAUCCCGCAAUCCAUUAUCCUUAAGUUUUUUAGGGUUGUUAUUGCAGCUGGUCCACGAAACAAUGACUCUGUUGAGCCAGAAGUUGUUCUGGCAAAGCUGGAGAAUUUAAAAUUGAUUCAGCGCGCGAGGCAUUCCGUCACGCUGCAAAUCACUAAACCUGGUACAGAUAGUCCCUCGGUGUCGUCACACGGAAAAGAAAACGGUGAGGCAUCAGAGAAGUCAGAAUCUGACUGGGAUGAUUUCGAUGAGAUCGUGAAGCCGCCUGUCCAGCACUGUUAUACCAUGCACGAUUCGCUAAAAGCUGUCGCAGAACUAAUGGCACAGCGCGCAUUGCCGUCGUUUACCCCUGCAGAAGAUCAGUUCACUUACUUUUCCGAUCUCAUUCGGCACGAGACUGAUAUCGGAUCCGGAGAAAAUCGGGCUUGGUCGGCGCCAUUGCGCUUUCUAUUUCAACACCUGUCACCACAAACUUCAACCUCGAAGAGUAGUUCUCUCACAAAUGAACAUGUCCACGAGCUCGUAGUCAUUGCGCUUCUUGGUGGGGGCGAUGGGAAAGCGCUAUCAAAGUCAUCUGUUUCAAGUGUCAUGAAAGCGAACCAAAUUUCUAUGCAGUUGAUGGAAGGGGGUACCAAAUUCGAAGAGUAUACGAUGUCGUUUAUCAUUGAGCAUCUCAUGUUGUCAAGGUCGCUUUCCAGCACAUCCGAGCUCAUAACCGAUUCAGAGUUCGUUCGGCGUCGUGUAUUUGCCCUUGGCAUUAUGGAAGCGACAGGACGUCAAGUGGCCGACAUUUUGGAUCUCCGUGGGUUUGCGGGCAAAGGAGGAGCGAAAAGAACAGCUAAUACGCUGCCGUCACCUACAAAAGAUGUGCAGUCUCCAAACAUUGAUCGAACCGUGUCCGAAGACAAAAGUGAAUCAAACUUGAACUUCGACGUCGAAGAGGUGCUGUGCGCUGCCUCGCGCAUCAUCAUCGACGAAGUCUACAAAGCAACGAAUACAAUGGGUUCGUCAGACUCCCUGGGCAUGGCGACGUGUUUAGCAACAGUCGGAGAAACGCUCCUGAAAUGCCGCCAGCCGCGUGAUGCAAUGCUGCGGUUGGAAGAAGCUGUCAGUAUAUAUCGUGGGCUUCUCGGGCCGUACCAUGUUUACACUGCACAUGCACUGCACUCUACUGCAAAGGCUUUGGGCAAACUAGGAGAAACCCGUGUUGCACUGCUCAAAUUUGCCGAGGCCGCCCGCAUCUACGAAGCCUGCAACGCCACCCUUCACUAUGAUUCAAUCACGAACGCCCAGUCCUUAGCCGCACUGCUUGUAGACAUCGGUGACAUACGGAAAGCCGAAUCAAUGUUUGAAGAAGUUAUUUCAAUGAAGCGAGCUGUUUACGGCGAAUUUUCGGUGCCUGUUGCAAAGACCAUUAACAGCUAUGCAAUUCUAUUGGCCAAGCAUGCGCGUAUGAAAGAUGCUCUUCGCAAUUACGAGCUCGCCAAAUCCACUUAUCAAAAAGCUCCUCCUGCUCUCAUUGUAGAUCCUGAAUUCGACGUCAAAUGCAAAUACGAUGUGACCCUCAUCAAUCUCAAUAUUGCAUCAAUCUACUCGAAGAAAGGCGACCUUCAGCGAGCAUUGACCUGCUACGAAGACGGUGUUACUGGUCUAGAGCAAUACGAAGCUUCAAUGGACGAGAUCAGAGAAAGCGACUGUGUGAUUGACGUUACUGCGAAGCAUUCUUCACACAAACAUCUAGUCGCAGCUCUGGGUCGCAUUGGCUCGCUUAAGCUAAAACUUGGUGACAAUGAAGGUGCGCUGGAAGCCUACCUAUCUCUAAUCGAACAAGUCGACGAAGACAGUCCUAUUGCUUCGUACACGGAACAAGCGAAAGCGCACAUUAAAUGCGCGACUAUCUUUCGACAGCGCAACGGUGAAAAGAAUCGGGAUGAGUCGAUAUCGCAUUUAAAGGAGGCCCUUCGAAUGUACAAAGCUCUUUACGGAAACGAGCACAAAGAUACAACUGCAAUUUCCACAUCAUUGAAGCAAUGGUUAGCAGAGGAUAAGCAACCUCCCAAUUAAUUUCUUAGGCUUGAUUGUGCC